This is a messenger RNA of Diabrotica balteata, 408 nucleotides long. Lineage: Eukaryota; Metazoa; Arthropoda; Insecta; Coleoptera; Chrysomelidae. The record is from the annotation of a GenBank genome assembly.
AUGGAACCCGGCGGGAGGGAUUCCCGUUUUAAUCUAGGCUAUAGCAUGAACCUACUCAGCGGUGAGACUCCACCGGAAAUCUACGGCAACCCCAACUUAGGACGACCAUCUACAAGUUUACAACAACUCUCACCCCGGCAUACCAUGGUUUCGAGUGCUUGUAACCGCGGAAUUAAGUCGGAUAUAUAUGACGACAGGGCAAUGUCGAGCCAGGGGAUGGGACUGGACAGCUGUGUAAAUGAAAUCAGCGAUGACUCCUACUCGAUUCAGUCGAAGAAAUCGCCUCCGAGCAACGGCAAAAAAACCAAAGGUCGUGUUAAAAUCAAGAUGGAAUACAUUGAGAACAAAUUACGGAGGUAUACUACAUUUUCUAAACGAAAAACUGGAAUUAUGAAAAAGAUUAUGUGA